AUCCAUAAUAUCCAUAACAUCCAGCCUUGAUCAUGAGGCUAUCCAGACUGUCUGACGAUAACAACUCCACAAUAAAUACAUCAUUUUGUUUGCCCUUCCCCCUUGUAUCUAUACACAUACAUACACAUACAUAUAUCAUAUAGCCUGACCAUAAAUUCUCCUGAAUCUAUUGUAUCAAUAACCCAAAUACUUUCUCUUCAACAUUUUCCAACCUAUCGAAUUUGUUUUAUCCGUUGGGCUUUGAUCUUUAAUUUAUGUCUCGGCACCCAACAAAUUACGCCAUACCGUUGAUUUACCUUCAGCCUCGCGGCUUCUCCCUUCAAAUAGCAAAAAGGUUCCAACACUCUCUCAAAUCGUUAGCUAUAAGUACGACAAAGUGAAUACCCAUUCACAUACAUUUCAAUUUCGAGGGGAACUUCCAAUAGCAGUUAAGCGCAAAAUUGUGAAUUUCAGCAGAGGAAAGAUGUGCCGCUUUCUGGUGAGUCAAGCGCUUCGAGUUUUGAUUUGCAACAGAAUACUAAUGAUAGUAAGGUAUAUAAAGGCUCAGAUGCUAUUUUACUGUCCAAAAUCAUCUUGGAUCCUACUCACUCAAUCCUCAAUCAAUCUUUCGACUCACGUCUUCGAUUAGACAUGAGAAGACCUCACAAUGGUUAGUAGUCUCUGGUAUUCCUACAUCUGAGGACACGGUGACUAAUACAGUUUUGCAGGUGAUGGAUUUGGAAUUGGUUAUUACACAGAACCUGAGCUUGGACCAGAGCCAUGUAUCUUCACAUCUACCAUUCCUGCAUGGAAUUGUAUCAACCUUCAACGAAUUGCCUCAAAGACCGCUUCACCGCUUAUAUUCGCACAUGUGCGAGCUACAACCGAGGGUUCCCUUAGCGACGACAACUGUCAUCCCUUCUCUCAUGGAAGUUUACUAUGGAUGCAUAAUGGUGGAUUAGGUGGUUGGAAACAUAUAAAAAGACGCCUGGGCGAAAGACUGGCCGAUAAAUGGUAUCUUGGUGUUCAUGGAGGUACCGACAGUGAAUGGGCAUUCGCUUUAUAUCUGGACACACUUGAGAGAAUGGGUCACAAUCCUAGUGCUCCACCGGCUCAAGGAUUUGGCCCAACUGUUCUGAGGCAUGCCAUGCUGGCUACCAUCAAACAGAUUAACGAUUUUAUUGCAGCGAUCCCGGAGAAGACAAUCGAGGAAGAAAAUCUGGACAUCCGGAGUUUGUUGAAUUUUGCAAUUGCUGAUGGCCAUAGUGUUGUCUGUACCCGUUAUGUCAGUAGCAAGACCGAUGAGGCAGCCAGUCUCUAUUACUCUUCCGGUACUACAUGGAAGGACAAAGGUAAUAAGGGCGAGUACCAAAUGGAUCGUCGAGACAAGGGCGCUGAUAUCGUUCUCGUUGCAAGCGAACCUUUAACAUUUGAGAGAGGUAAUUAUUUCCCCUUAUUUCUUACCUUCGUGCAUUUCAUUCGCCGCCCCUUCAUCUUGCCAAGGGCCGAGACAAUAGACGCUAGAUAUUCCCGCGAGUCCCAUGAAAAUUCUUAAACGAGAACCUAGAACUGGAAAAUCUUCUUUAUGUUGCACGUCAGCAGAUAGGCGAAACUCAGGCGAGGUUCCAAUGCCCCAUGUGUUGUCGCAUGUCGAUAGAUUCGCGAGGUGGCUAGCGUUUUUAGCUCUCCAUACUUUUCUCGCUUGUUUCGAGAGAGCCCCUCUUCGAAGUUCAGCACAUUCCUCAUUUCCUCGCUUGUUUGGCAUCAUUAUUCUUGCAUGCCACGUGGACAAAACGUUGCUAAUACAUUUACAGAAAGCUGGGUGACGGUUCCGACUAAUUCCAUUUUGACAAUUCACAAGCAGACUGUUAUGGUACAUCCGAUCAUUGAUGAAUACUAUAACCACAAUCCGUAUCAUUCACGAUCCUCCCAAUUUGUUACCGACAAGGGCCUCGUCACCAACGAAAAAUCAACGCCAGCUACAACAUCAACUCCCACCACACCUAUGUCAGUACAUCAGUCACUCGCCAAAUCACUCAAUCCAUCGUCAGCUAUGCUGUCACCGAGAGAAAACUAUAAUCCCAACAUAUUGAACAACACAUCGUAUACACCAGCAAUCUCGGACAUUCGGCAAGCCAUUCCAGCACCCUCCCGUCCUGCCAUAACUUCCUACAAAUCUGGGGAGCAGGGAAACACGAAGAAAAAACGUACGACUGCACCUGUGCCUGCGCUGGUACAAAUCCCAGCCGGUAGUAUGGAUUCCAUGGUAUCAAGUGGAACUUCAGGGAUUGAUUACAUGGACACACCUGAUACACCAGAGCUCACAAGGAAUUCUGACAGUAGAAACAAGCUAGCACAGUAUUUUCCGGAGUUGGAUAGUAUCAAUCGGAAUUAAGCCAAGGGCUAACAUGGAAUAUUUCGCAUUAAUGAUUUCACUAUGUUAAUUGUAUUUAUGGACUGGGAAUUGAGCGCUGUGGAUUUGGACUGGCGUCAAAAUUAGACUGGUUGGUGCAUCGCUUGCAAAUUAUUUAGAUGAGGCUGUUCAUAGCAUGAUGUAAGAUUCCCCUUUAGCAGUCGAAAUUCACGUUGUUUUUGUAUAUGAGCCAUUGUUGUCACUUGUAAGAUGUUAGCUUUUCUAUGCCACGUUGGUUCAAAUAGUCGAAUGACGGGUGAAAUAGGAUGAUUAGACGGCAUGAAAGCAAAAAUGCUUUACGAGAACGACAACGACGACC
Messenger RNA from Sclerotinia trifoliorum, 2711 nucleotides. NCBI's taxonomy places the organism in Eukaryota, Fungi, Ascomycota, Leotiomycetes, Helotiales, Sclerotiniaceae. The record is from the annotation of a GenBank genome assembly.